Caenorhabditis briggsae is the source of this 960-nucleotide messenger RNA. The transcript is spliced from 5 exons. Bases 1 to 960 code for a protein of 319 amino acids. NCBI's taxonomy places the organism in Eukaryota, Metazoa, Nematoda, Chromadorea, Rhabditida, Rhabditidae. Gene Ontology annotation, biological process: regulation of store-operated calcium entry. The record is from RefSeq and is a predicted model, not a curated record. Gene Ontology annotation, cellular component: endoplasmic reticulum membrane.
AUGAUAUCUCGACUGACAACAAGUUUUCUACUAUGGAUGUUCUUAGUUUUCACAGUUGUGUUUCUAAAAUCUUCAGCUGCAUCGGACAAAGUUCUUCUCCGGGAUGUUUCUGCCAUCACUCUUCAUAAAGGUAAAAUGACAACUGGACGUCGUGUGGCACCUGCACUGCAAUUGAAAUGUGUUGGUGGAUCAGCUAAAGGACAAUUCUCUCCGAAAGUUGUUCAAUGUGCUAACCAAGGAUUCGAUGGAUCUGAUGUGCAAUGGAGAUGCGACGCCGAUUUACCCCACAACAUGGAGUUCGGAUCUCUGAGUGUCUCCUGUGAAGGAUAUGACUAUGCAGAUGACCCGUACAUCUUGAAAGGAUCAUGUGGCCUUGAGUAUGAACUAGAAUACAACUCGGGAAGUGGUGGAAACCGCUCUGUAUCCCGAAAAUCAGAAGAUCGCUGGGAUCAGUUCGCAACAUUUGUUGUCGUUGCGUUCAUUGCAUACAUAAUCUACGCAAUGUGGACCAACAGAAACCAAAACCCAGAAAAUGCAGGAUAUCGAUCUGGAGGUUCAGGUGGUCCAGGUGGUCCUGGAUCAGGAGGAGGUGGAGGUCCGGGUGGAUAUCCAAGUGCUCCACCACCAUACGACGACAAUUAUGGAAAACCUCCACCAUACGGGUUCCGUGGUGACAGCCAAUCUGGAGGAGGAUGCCAAGGGAGUUCUAGUGGAGGCACAAGUGGAAGUGGGAGAAAUGGCGAGGGAGGAGGCGGCUUCUGGACUGGUGCUAGUUUAGGAGCAAUCGGUGGAUAUCUAGCAAACAGCUUCUUGAACAACAAUAACCAAUAUUACGGUCGUAAUCGAUACAACCGAGGAUUUUUCCAAGACACGGGUUUCUCUAGUUCUGAUUCAUGGUCCUCACCAUCGACGUCAUCUCAUCGCUCUAGCUCUGGAUACGGAGGAACCACUAGACGCUAA